CCCCUUUGAAUGGAGCAUGUACUGUCGGCGGUAGCCACAUGGGGGCUCCCCAGACAUUAGCAGCUAGAACUAAUCAAGAUAAAAUCGUUCGCCUCAUGUCAAACCUCUGGUAGCCACCAUAAGGGACCAAUAUUUUUCAGAAAAUCAACUACAAGGAAAAGAAUUGAGUAGCACGCUCUUUCAGACCCAGUAAGGAUUGUAUCUGUGAGUAGGGACUACAGAGGGACCAAUGGAUGACAAAAGACUGUCUGAGCCUCUGAAUAAAGUCUCUCUCAUUAAAGAUGAGCUGCAUCAGACCAACGUGGAGUCCACAGACACAGAGAAGGUCAUUAAGCAUCUGACCAAAGAGCUGCAGGACGUCCAGGCAAAGGCCAACGUGGACAAACAGAAAUGUUUGGAUUUACAAGGUCUGUUAGAGGAGGAGAAGAAGGCUGGCAGACAGCAGGUCGAGCAGUCGGCCAAGCAGGUUAAGGCCCUGCAGUCCCAGCUGCAGAUUGUGCAAGAGGACAUGGAGACACUGCGUGAGCAGCGGGACAGCGCCAUCUUCAGUAUGCGCCAAGAAGUGCACACGGCCCAAGAGGAGGCGCAGAGCCUGCGUAAGACCCUGGAGGCGUCCGGCGCACAGCGUGAGCGUGAGAUCGCCACGCUUAGGGGCAACCUGGAGACCGUCUCCAUGGAGCUUGAGAAGUGGAGAAAGGCCGCGGCCAAGUACGAGCGCGAGAUCGACAGCCUUCAGGCCAGCCACCAGCAGCAGAACCAGCAGAAAGACAAGGCAGUGAAACAGCAAGCCAGCGAGCUGGAGGGGCUGCAGCGGGAGUGUGCGUCCCUGCGCUCGGAGAAGCAGCUGCUGCAGGAGCAGCACCAGCGGGAGCGGGCUGGCCUGCAGAGCGAGUGUGGCGUGCUGCGCUCCGAGAAGGACCAGCUCCACAGGAGACAGCAGCAGCUGGAGAAGGACCUGGACAGUGCGAAGAAGGAGAACAACACGCUGGGCAGCAGCCUGAAGGCCCUGCAGAAGAGCCAGGCCGACAUGGAGCAGAGGCUGACCGCCAUGCAGGAGGAGCACCAGAAGGACACCAGCAAGCUGCAGGCCCAGCUGGAGCAGAGCAACAACCGGACCAAAGACCUGCAGAAGGAGUAUGAGGUCACCCAGUCGGAGCUGUCCGAGCUGAGGGAGAAGAGCGAGUGUGUGGAGCUCGAGAAGCAGUCUGUGGUGGACGAGCUGCUGCAGUGCCAAGCCAGCCUGAAGACGCUGCAGGACAAGGGAAAUCAGCUGUCCCUAUUGCAGCCUAUCCUAGCCGUAAUCAUCGGCCUUGUCCUGGCUUUGCUGUAUUGGUGCUUCGGCCAGUUUUGGUAGAAAGGGCAAAUGGAUUCGGUGGGCGCCUGUCGCUGCAGUGCUGGUAACCGUGACAGCGGUUGCUGUAGUGAAGAUCUCGUCUUGAGCCUCAGUCAUUACAUGGUGUGCUUGUACCCAAAAUAUACUCCUGGCUAUUUUCCCCACCUGCCUCAGACCUCAUUUCACACACACACACACACACACACACACACACACACACACACACACACACACACACACACACACACACACACACACACACACACACACACACACACACACACACACACACACUUCCAAGUAAGUUACUUUGAAAAAGGCCUUAUAUUGAAAUUACAUAACAAUAAAUAUUGUAAAUAGUAUCAGAUUUAAGAAAUGCAUUAACAGUAUUUAUCACUUCAUGGUGCACAUUCCUUGUCUUUUAUUGAGUUGCAAGGAGGGGUUGCUCUUGUUUUUUUUUUUUUUUUUUUUUUUUUUUUUUUCAAAUAGUAUUUUUUUAAGAUGAGUAGUAGAAGUUUUUUUCAUCUUUGUGCAAUUGCCAAGGGAAAUGGUUGUGGCUACAGCAGUGUUCUAGAUAUUACAUUAGCAAUAGAUGAUCAAAAAGGUAAAUACUGCAGUCUUAAAGACUUUAAACUUCGUAGAGAGACCUUUACUUUGCCUAGCCCCCCCUAUACAUGAGCUAUUUGGAACCGCGUACAAGUGGCAACCACGUGAUCAUUGCCCAAAUGUGAAUGUAUAGGAUGUAAGCACUUUAUACUAUAAAUUUCAUUCUAAUGAUCAGCUCUGUACUUAAUGCUAUAAUCACUACAGUCUUAACUUCUCCUCUUAGCGCGUUCCCAGUUAUUAAUACUAUCUGCCUGGAGUACUCACCAGUGUGGUUGUCGAGAGCUGCGCAGCAUUUUACAUCUUAGUGUUUGAGGUCUCAAUUUGACACUGGACAUGAAGGGUUAAAUCUGUUUAAGUAUUCCUAUUAAAAUGUAUUCAAGUUAAGUAUGCAGUCUCAACUUAAAGGAAUAUUCCAUACACUGUAUGAAUACCUCAGUAUUUGUCACCUGUUAGAUCCCGAUCUUUUUUUAUUUUCUCUUUUAUUCAUUCUUGAAUUACAAACAUGAAAGCACAUCCUUUGAAGGCAACUGAUGAGAUUAUGGUUGCACCUGAUGAAAUGGAAGUAAAAGUUUGACUCCAAUCAGUUACUUGACAUUAUGUGUUUUAAAGAGUAUGGUAUGGUGCGUCUUUUUAUUAAAAAAGGGUUUUGUCCUCCCAUUAGUGCAUAUUAGUUUACUUACAAGUAAAUGUAAUGACUUUGAUUUAUGAAUAAAAUAUGGCAAUAAAGAUUAUUAAUGUUA
Molecule: messenger RNA, 2679 nt
Organism: Alosa sapidissima (American shad)
Lineage: Eukaryota; Metazoa; Chordata; Actinopteri; Clupeiformes; Clupeidae
Gene: slmapb
Product: sarcolemma associated protein b
Exons: 11
Coding region: 230-1354 (374 amino acids)
Source: RefSeq, a predicted model, not a curated record